AUGGCCACGCUUCAACUCGAACAUCCUUCAACUCGAGUCAGAUGCGACCAAGACAACAACGACUCGACAGACAGCUACUGGCACUUUGACUGUCGCUGGACAUUCAUUCCCGCUUCAGCUGACCCGACCGGUGAAAGCGUGCACCAAACUGGCACCGGAUACAGCUCUAAUAACGCUGGCGAUGGACCGGAAAAGACCCGUGACCGGAAAAGUUGGUUCCCUCGUUUCAAGUCCAACUGGCUGGGCACGUUCCGUUCCAAGCAAAUGUUCCCCUGCUGUGAGUGCGCAGUGGUGUCUUCUCCCAGCAACAGCUCAGUCUUGACUCAAUCUGGACGCUACAAGGGCGCCGAGGGCAAGCACUGCCGGUGCGGGAAGGACCAAUGGCACUAUGCCAAGUCUGUCGAGGAGGCCGAGUACAAUCGUCGCAUGGCAAUCAGCAAGGCUCUUGGUGGCAUGCGCUACGACGAGGCCGUGCUGCGACUGCGUAGCAUGGGCCAAUCCGAGCUCGACUUUAAGCCGUCCGAGUUCACGGCCGACCAUGAGUCUCCUCCACAGCAGCGCAGCAUCCGUGACUUCACCCCGUCGUCCUUGUCUUCGUCUUCAUUAAGUUCCAACCCGCCCAAGCGAGCUCGGAGUGUGUCAAGCGGCCCGCUCCCUGCGUCCACCUCUCGAUCAUGUGCUGCACCGCAGCUCAUGAAGCCUGAAUUACCAACGUUGUCUGCAAUGCCUUAUCAAGCUUAUGGCUACGAGAACUCGACUAAGCAGUACGGAGCCUACAAUUCCGGGUACGGCAACAACAGCAUCGAGUAUGCGCUAGCGGUGCAGCCGCAACCAAAUGCGUACGAACAACUCACGCCGGCGCCCUUUGGAGAUGAAGAGGGUUUUGGUGAGCUACUACAGGGCAUCCUAGAGGACGAUUCUCGAGUUGCAACAGGUACCAAUAUGGGUCCCAAUUUAAAUCAUUCCAACUCGUUUGCGGCCGGCCGCAACUGCUAUUACGCUGGAGCUUCUAGCAACCAUGUCGCCCCGCUGAAGCGAACAAUGAGCAUGCCGUCGUACGCCAUGACAUCAUCCUGUUCACCUCGCGAGGUCGGCGUGGAGCAGGCAUACUAUGCUGAUGCGAAUCGCCGAUCGAGCUUGAAUCUGGGUGUGCCAUCAUUGUACACCAAUUACCGCCCUGCACCACACCAGCAGCCUGUGUUGCAGCAGUUUUCUUAUCAACAACAACAGCAGCAGCACCCACACACGGAGCAGCAGUACAGUCGGCCGCUGUCCAUGACGCCCAGCAUGGCAACUGUCACUUCGACCUCAUUUUCAACAUGA
Messenger RNA from Peronospora farinosa, 1323 nucleotides. NCBI's taxonomy places the organism in Eukaryota, Oomycota, Peronosporomycetes, Peronosporales, Peronosporaceae. The record is from the annotation of a GenBank genome assembly.